AUGGCAAAGUGGUUCAAGGAGUUCCCUAUGAACCUGAAAAAUGGCACUGACAGGAUUCGCUCUGCCUCUGAGUCCGGAUCCCAGCCGAGACCCAACAAAGGCGGCACCGGUACAAAAACAUCUAAAACUCGCAAGACCUCCUCCUCUGACAGCCCUGAAGGAGUUGGGUCUCUGCUAUCUGGAAGAAACAGGAAAAAUUCGGCCGCAGAUUUGAACAGAAAUGGAGGCGGCUCUCCUCAGAAGGACGGCAAAGUCUGGGACAACCUGCUGUCGAGGAAAAUGUGCAAAAACUCCAAAGCCGAGCAGCCUGUUGUUGAGGAACAGCAUCGGCCUCUGAAGAUCUCCUCCUCUGCCAACGCGUACAUCAGCCGACUGAUCCGAGUGGACAAGCUGGACAAAUGCCCCAACUUCAACAGCGCUGCUAUCAACAAUCAAGGACCAGAAGUUGAGAAACCCGUACCUCAACCCAAAACAGACACGGUGAUCAUCCUGGAGGACUACGCCGACCCGUUCGAUGCUCAGAAAACCAGAGAGCAGCGCGAGGCCGAGAGAGUCGGGGAGAACGACGGGUACAUGGAGCCCUACGACGCCCAAAAGAUGAUCACAGAAAUCCGGCGUCGUGGUUCGAAGGACUUGCUGAGAGCGUGUGUGUCGAUGGAGAGCGGGGAGGUGCCCAAAGAGGAGCCUCCCUCGCCUCAGAUCUACGACGUCCCGUAUGACAGCAGCCCGGACAAGAGCGAGAGGAGUCCCAGGGCCGGACCCGAGCCGGACCCCCGACCGCUGACGGAGUACGAACUGCCCUGGGAGUGGAAGAAGGAGCGCAUCGUCCGCUCUCUGUCAGCGCAACUCGACAGCCCCGAGACCCUGCACCCCACCCUCACCAGGCAGCCCCAGCAUCCCCCCCAGCCCCAGCCCCAGCCUCAGCCUCAGCAUCAGCACCACCGGCAGAAGAGCUGGACUCAGAAGAUGCUCAAGUCGUCCCCUUCAAACUCCUCCAGCUCGGACAGUGAGAGCUGCUGCUGCGUGGACCCCACACUGCCCCUGGAGAGGCAAAGUUGGUACCACGGCUGUGUGACUCGCCAGGAGGCAGAGUUUCAGCUUCAGUCCUGUAAAGAAGCCAGUUUCUUGGUCAGAAACAUAGAGUCCGAUAACAGCAAGUACUCUAUCGCCCUCAAGACGAGCCAUGGCUGCGUGCACAUCAUCGUGGCGCAGACCAAAGAGAGCAGCUUCACUUUGGACCAGAGCAGCUGUGUUUUCCCCAGUAUCCCCGAAGUGGUCCAUCACUACUGCACUCAGCGGCUGCCUUUCAACGGGGCCCAGCACAUGACCCUGAUGCACCCCGUCCCCCGCAUUCACUGA
This is a messenger RNA of Knipowitschia caucasica, 1359 nucleotides long. The record is from the annotation of a GenBank genome assembly. NCBI's taxonomy places the organism in Eukaryota, Metazoa, Chordata, Actinopteri, Gobiiformes, Gobiidae.